Liolophura sinensis is the source of this 750-nucleotide messenger RNA. Its product is annotated as apolipoprotein A-IV-like. The record is from RefSeq and is a predicted model, not a curated record. The coding region runs from base 1 to 750 and encodes 249 amino acids. Lineage: Eukaryota; Metazoa; Mollusca; Polyplacophora; Chitonida; Chitonidae. The transcript has a single exon.
AUGUCCAGUGAGGAUCUACAGGGGAAAAAUAGCACAUCCACUAAGGAACUACAGGGGAAAAUUAACACGUCCAGUGAGGAUCUACAGAGGAAAAAUAGCAUGUCCAGUGAGGAUCUACAGGGGAAAAAUAGCACAUCCAGUGAGGAUCUACAGGGGAAAAAUAGCAUGUCCAGUGAGGAUCUACAGGGGAAAAAUAGCACAUCCAGUGAGGAUCUACAGGGGAAAAUUAGCAUGUCCAGUGAGGAUCUACAGGGGAAAAAUAGCACAUCCACUGAGGAUCUACAGGGGAAAAUUAACACGUCCAGUGAGGAUCUACAGAGGAAAAAUAGCAUGUCCAGUGAGGAUCUACAGGGGAAAAAUAGCACAUCCAGUGAGGAUCUACAGGGGAAAAUUAGCAUGUCCAGUGAGGAUCUACAGAGGAAAAACAGCACAUCCAGUGAGGAUCUACAGGGGGAAAUUAGCAUGUCCAGUGAGGAUCUACAGAGGAAAAAUAGCACAUCCACUGAGGAUCUACAGGGGAAAAUUAGCAUGUCCAGUGAGGAUCUACAGAGGAAAAAUAGCACAUCCACUGAGGAUCUACAGGGGAAAAUUAGCACGUGCAGUGAGGAUCUACAGGAGAAAAUUAGUACGUCCAGUGAGGAUCUACAGGGGAAAAUUAGCACAUCUAGUGAGGGUCUACAACGUACGUCUUGUGAGGAUUUACGAGGGAAAAUUAACACAUCCAGUGAGGAUCUGCAAGGGGAAACUUAG